GUUUAAAACUGGCACGUGACCAUGCACGUGACCAUUUGCAAAGUCUGUGUCAACUUUCUGUACGUUUACUCAAUUUAGAAGUGUAUCGUGUGUGUAACAGCAAUUCAAACACAAAGGAAUGAGUCUAUGAACCAUAACACAUAUAUAAACCGAAUGGAUGAAACCAAACCAGAGACACCAGAUGUGCAAGGUACUGAUGAAGACAAUGGGAAAGAUGAUCCAGAUAUUACAGAAGUAAACAAAAGCCUAGAAAAAGAAGAUACAAAUAUGGCAGUUGGUAAUAAUGUUAAAGAAAAUGAAGACACAAAUGACCAUAAAGGUGAAGAAUUGGAAAAAUAUGAUUCAAAUGCAACUGAUGAACUACAAGUUGAAAUGUUGCAAGUCGAUAUGUCUGCGGUUGAACGGAUGUCAACUGCAACGCUUGGACUGGUGCUUCCAACACUACAGAAAGCAAAGGGCACGCUUAAUGAAUUGCUGACAAACCAAGAGGUACUAAUAGAAACAGUUCAACAAGAAAACACAAAGUUCCAAGAUACAGAAGCCUUGUUGCGACUUAAGGAAACAAUGCAACAGGCAAGGGUCUACCAUAACAAACUGAUCAGUUUGAAAAAGGAAAUGACGUUCCUUCUGGAUAAAUCCACAAAGCUUAAGUCUCGAGCAGUUCGCCUGCAACAGCAACGCCAGCGAGAAGACCUUGCGCGUGCAGCACAGCGGGAAAAGGAGCUGGAGCGUGAACAGAUGCUAAAGCCCAAGAUUGCGCAACCUUCCCCUCCCAAGACUGCCCAACGCUCACCUGCGCCGACAUGAUGUACCCGCAGAGCAAAGCUAGGCAUGAACAUUCCAGUGACUAUUGGCGGUUAUUGCCAAGUCAAUUUUAUUAAAAUGUGUUGGCAUUUGUUGGUAAUUGUAUCGAACAAAAUGAAACAAAAAAUGAACACAAUGACAGUGAGAUAAGCAUUGUGUGCUUUUUGUAUUGUAUUGAUCGCUCAUUGAUUUCUAAGGCCUAGGUUUUUGGAUGUUUUAAUAUAAAAUUAUAAUAUUUGUUAAAAUGAUCAUGGUUCAGUCAUGUAAAAUUAUGUCGAGAAAACAGUCUUUGAUCAAAAACUGUAAAAAAAAAGAGUUGUAUUAUAGCCAUUGUAUGAUAGUUUAAAAAAAUUGAAUAGCCAUUGGAUAUGUUAUGAUUCUAAAAUGCUAGUAAAGUUAUAUUAUAAUUUAUUGUAUUUAUUUAAAAACUAGAUUUUAGCAACUGCAACUUAACUUUGCAGUUUUUUGUACAAAGAAACUCAAAGGUGAGAAAUAAAUAGGCUUGCCUGUCCAUGUUAUGUGCAAUUUAUAUGCCGCAAUGUUUAUUUUUCCCAUGAUAUAUUCUGUGUUAUGAUAUCAGCACAAUUUUUAACAUGUGUUUCCCAUGUAUCUUGUUCAAACAUAAGAAUAAACUAUUGGAUGAUUA
Molecule: messenger RNA, 1450 nt
Organism: Dreissena polymorpha
Lineage: Eukaryota; Metazoa; Mollusca; Bivalvia; Myida; Dreissenidae
Product: biogenesis of lysosome-related organelles complex 1 subunit 6-like
Exons: 6
Coding region: 127-807 (226 amino acids)
Biological process (GO): intracellular transport
Cellular component (GO): BLOC-1 complex; extrinsic component of membrane; transport vesicle
Source: RefSeq, a predicted model, not a curated record